GUGGGGGCGACGGAACCAGGAGUCGUUAGCGUCAUCCUGGAGCGUCAGGCGACCUGCCUAGAGGCAAUGGUGGCGUGCUGAGCGGAGCGGAGCAAGCCGCCCUCAUGGCUCUGCGGGCGCUGACCCGCGCUCUGGGCUCCCUGAGCCUGGCGCCCCCGGCCACCGCCCCCGGCCCAAGCCUGCUCCCGGGCGCCCAGGUGACAAACUGUGUCCUCCUUCAGCUGCCCUCUGCCUCAAUGUUGCUCCCCUGCCGCCCCAUCCUUACCUCUGUGACCCUUAGUGCCAAGUUUGUGUCCUGGAAGAGUCGUACCAAGUACACCAUUACACCAGUGAAGAUGAGGAAGUCUGGGGGCCGAGGCCACACAGGCCGAAUCCAGGUGCAUGGUAUUGGCGGGGGCCACAAGCAACGUUAUCGCAUGAUUGACUUUCUUCGGUUCCGGCCUGAGCAGGAAACCAAGCCAGGACCCUUUGAGGAGAAGGUCAUCGCUGUCCGCUAUGAUCCCUGUAGGUCAGCAGACAUAGCUCUGGUCGCUGGGGGCAGCCGGAAACGCUGGAUCAUUGCCACAGAAAACAUGCAGGUUGGAGAUACAAUCCUGAACUCUGACCACAUAGGUCGAAUGGCAAUUGCUCCUCGGGAAGGGGAUGCACAUCCUCUUGGGGCCUUGCCCGUGGGGACCCUCAUCAACAACGUGGAGAGUGAGCCAGGCCGCGGGGCCCAGUAUAUUCGUGCAGCAGGGACAUGUGGUGUGCUGCUACGGAAGGUGAAUGGGACAGCCAUCAUCCAGCUGCCAUCUAAGAGGCAGAUGCAGGUGCUGGAAACGUGUAUAGCAACAGUAGGCCGAGUAUCCAACAUUGAUCAUAACAAACGGGUCAUCGGCAAGGCUGGACGGAACCGCUGGCUGGGCAAGAGGCCUUCCAGCGGGUUAUGGCACCGCAAGGGGGGCUGGGCUGGCCGAAAGAUUCGGCCGCUGCCCCCCAUGAAGAGUUACGUGAAGCUGCCCUCAGCUGCUGCCCAAAGCUGAUAAAAUUGACUAAUAAAGUGACCCCCCAUUUUUA
This is a messenger RNA of Hipposideros armiger (great roundleaf bat), 1056 nucleotides long. RefSeq names its product mitochondrial ribosomal protein L2 (gene MRPL2). Lineage: Eukaryota; Metazoa; Chordata; Mammalia; Chiroptera; Hipposideridae. Gene Ontology annotation, molecular function: structural constituent of ribosome; RNA binding. The transcript is spliced from 7 exons. The record is from RefSeq and is a predicted model, not a curated record. Gene Ontology annotation, cellular component: ribosome; mitochondrial large ribosomal subunit. Gene Ontology annotation, biological process: mitochondrial translation. Bases 105 to 1022 code for a protein of 305 amino acids.